Molecule: messenger RNA, 711 nt
Organism: Pestalotiopsis fici W106-1
Lineage: Eukaryota; Fungi; Ascomycota; Sordariomycetes; Amphisphaeriales; Sporocadaceae
Exons: 2
Coding region: 1-711 (236 amino acids)
Biological process (GO): vesicle-mediated transport
Cellular component (GO): membrane
Source: RefSeq, a predicted model, not a curated record
AUGGCGUCUUCGUCAACCCCAAAAACGCCGCUGUACUACGCAUGUAUAGCUCACAACACCACCAUCCUCUCAGAAUGCACGACCAGCGCCUCGAGCCAGACCUCGUCUCUCUCCUCCCUGGUCCUGCCAAAGAUCAGCCAUGAGACGUCCCAGAAGAUGACCUUCACUCAUGGGUCUUACCAUAUUCACUACAUGUCCGAGGCGCCGUCAGCCCACGCAGGCAACCCGUCGGCAGGUGGUCUGACCUUUCUCGUCAUUGCCGACUCCUCGCUAGGCCGGCGCAUCUCUUUUGGCUUCCUAUUUGAGAUCCGCAAGCGCUUCCUCGACGAGUUCGCCGACAGUGACUUUGCCAACCUGCCAAACUAUGGCGCCGGCUCGUUUAACGGCGAGCUGCGCAAGCUCAUGGUCGACUAUGGCACCACGUCGGGCGGGCAGCAGGACGCCAUUAGCAACGUGCAGCGUGAGAUGGACGACGUCCGCGGCAUCAUGACCAAGAACAUCGAGGGCUUGUUGGAACGGGGCGAGCGCAUCGACCUCCUCGUUGACAAGACGGAUCGCCUAGGCGGGAGUGCCCGCGAGUUCCGUGUCCGGAGCCGGGGGCUGAAGAGGCAAAUGUGGUGGAAGAAUGUCAAGCUCAUGGCCAUGCUGGUAUUUGUCGUGGUGCUCAUCAUUUUGGCCAUUGUGAUUGCCGUCAAGAAUGCCCUUGGUUAA